This is a messenger RNA of Larimichthys crocea (large yellow croaker), 3411 nucleotides long. It is a transcript of the gene cp, whose product is annotated as ceruloplasmin. Gene Ontology annotation, molecular function: oxidoreductase activity; copper ion binding. Gene Ontology annotation, cellular component: plasma membrane. The record is from RefSeq and is a predicted model, not a curated record. The coding region runs from base 150 to 3356 and encodes 1068 amino acids. Gene Ontology annotation, biological process: iron ion transport. NCBI's taxonomy places the organism in Eukaryota, Metazoa, Chordata, Actinopteri, Sciaenidae. The transcript is spliced from 24 exons.
UUAAGUCACACAGGCUGACUGUCGCAUCUGUCAGUUGUCUGCACUGUUUGUCUUCAUCUUCAUCUUCUGGAUCAUUGAAAAGAAAUAAAGGUUCUUCUCCCUCUUUGGCACUUCUGCUGUGGACCUAUUUGCAGCACUGUAUCUUCAAAAUGCAUCGGCUGGGGUUAAAGGGAGCAUUGCUGCUGUGUUGUGCAGCAGUAUGCGUGUCUGGGAUGACAAGAGAGUACUUCCUCAGGAUAGAGGAAGUGUCUUGGAAUUAUGCCCCAAGUGGGAUGAACGUCAUUCAAAAUCGCACACUGGAUGAGGAUGAGCAUGCCUCAGUCUAUUUAAAAAGAGGGCUCCAGCGAAUCGGCCCCACCUACAAGAAAGCUGUGUAUAAGCAGUACAGUGACGGCACCUACAGGACAGAGGUGACUAAGCCGGACUGGCUGGGCUACCUGGGGCCGCUGUUGAUGGCUGAGCAGGGAGACACAGUUAUUGUCUACCUGAGGAACGCGGCAUCCAGACCUUACAGCAUCCACCCACAUGGACUGAACUACAGCAAGGGCCAUGAGGGAGCAUUAUACCCAGAUGGUACUGGUCCAGAGCUGAAGCGUGAUGACUCAGUGGCUCCUGGUGCAACAGUGAGAUAUGAGUGGACCCUCGCAGACAGCCACAGCCCAACAGCAGAGGACAGCAACUGCAUGACCAGAUUCUACCACUCCCACGUCAGACCAGUAAAAGACAUCAACUCAGGGCUGAUAGGACCCCUCAUUGUCUGCAAGAGAGGAACUCUGGACAUACAUGGAGACAGUUCAGGAGACUAUCUGUAUGCUCUGCUGUUCAUAGUGUCAGAUGAGAACUUCAGCUGGUACCUGGAUGAAAACAUCAGGACGUACAUCACAUAUCCUGCCAGAGGCUUGAAAGAAGAUGAAGAUUUCAUUGAGAGCAACAAAAUGCAUGGUAUAAAUGGUUUCCUGUACGGUAACCUGCCCGGACUGAGCAUGUGUCAAGGCAACAAGAUCCACUGGCAUAUGUUUGGCUUAGGCAAUGAGGUGGACAUGCAUUCAGUUCAUUUCCAUGGCCAGAUCCUGACCACGCUGAACCACCACACAGACACAAUCAGUCUUUUCCCCGGCACCAGCGCUACAGCUGAAAUGGUGGCUGACAAUGUCGGACACUGGCUGCUGACGUGCACUGUCAACGACCAUUUGAUGGCUGGAAUGCAGGCUAUAUUUGAGAUCAAGAAGUGUUUCCCCAACGUCCACAAACCCCGGCCACACGGGGCGGUCAGACAGUACUUCAUUGCUGCAGAAGAAGAAGUCUGGGACUACGCUCCUACCCUGCCUAGUGAUGGUGAGGCAGACUUAUUUGUGACCAGAGGUCGAAACCGUAUUGGAAGCCGCUAUAAGAAGGCUCGUUAUGUGGAAUACACUGACAACACCUUCAUGACAAAGAUGCUGCGCUCCCAAGAGGAGCAACACCUUGGAAUUCUGGGUCCUGUGCUGCGAGCUGAAGAGAAGGAUACUAUCAGGGUGGUGUUCAAGAACAAAGCCAGCCGUCCGUACAGCAUACAACCACACGGUGUUCAGUACAGUAUAGAACAAGAUGGGACAGUCUAUCACAAUGAACUAGAAGAGACCUACACGGAAAAGAAACUGCGGGAGCUAAAAAAGCAGCCAAGAGUGGUGACCCCUCCGCCAGCUGCUCUGGUCAGACCUGGGACUGUGCACACCUAUGAGUGGACAGUGCCAGUGGGUGCUGGUCCAGUCCGGGGGGAGGCUGACUGCCUGACCUAUCUGUAUUACUCUGGAGUGGACCCUGUUAAAGACACUAACUCUGGACUGGUUGGACCACUCCUUGUCUGUCGACUUAGCUCUCUGAAGAAAGGCGAACAGAAAAACUACAACAAAGAGUUCCACCUCAUGGCCACAGUGUUUGAUGAGAAUCUGAGUUGGUAUCUGGAUGACAACAUCAGGACCUUCACCACUGCUCCCACCACUGUUAACAAGGAGGACGAGGGCUUUAUGGAGAGCAACAAGAUGCACGCCAUCAAUGGGUUUGUGUAUAGGAACCUCCCAGGCCUGACCAUGUGUAAGGCGGAUAAAGUGACAUGGCACCUGUCAGGAAUGGGUUCAGAGUCAGACAUCAACAGCCUUUACUUCCAGGGAAACCGCUUCAUCUACCGCCAGAACAGACGUGACUCCAUCAGCGUCUUCCCUCACAUUUCACACACUGUCACUAUGGAGCCAGACAGCAUGGGUCAGUUUGAAGUGGUGUCACCUACAGUGAACAAUUAUCGCGGUGGGAUGAGAGCCAACUACACGGUACAGAAGUGCAGCAUGUUUCAGCGUCAGGGCGAGAUCAUGCUCCAUUCAAAAACAUACUACAUCGCUGCCAUGGAAGUAAACUGGGACUACUCACCAAACCGCACCUGGGAGGCCGAGAUGUUCCGAGGUCAUGACAGUCCUGCUCCUGUCUUCCUGGAUAAGCAGGGUGGGUUUAUAGGCUCCCGUUACAAGAAAGUGGUCUACCGCCAGUUCACCAAUGACAAGUUCACCACACAGGUGAUAAGAACACCAGAUAUGGAGCACCUCGGCAUUAUGGGUCCAAUGAUCCAUGCUAGUGUUGGUGACAAGGUGACGGUGGUUUUCAGAAACAUGGCGUCCAGGCCUUAUUCUAUCCAUGCUCAUGGAGUCAAGACAGACACCCCUGAUGUUCACCUCACAGCACCAGGUCAGACUCACACCUACACCUGGUUUGUUACAAAGAAUACAGGACCAACCACAGAGCAAGAGGAGUGCUCUGUGUCAGCGUACUACUCCACUGCUGAUGUUACCAAGGACCUGUACAGCGGUCUGAUUGGUCCGUUGGUGAUCUGUCGUCGUAGCUGGAGCAGGACUUUUGGUGUGAAUAAGGAAGUUGAAGAGUUUGCACUGCUUUUCCUGGUUUUUGAUGAGAAUGAGAGCUGGUAUCUGGAUGAAAACAUCAGAACCCAUAUCCCUAACCCUCGUACAGACUUGAAGGAUGAAGAAGCCUUUAUAGAGAGCAACAAGAUGCACGCCAUAAAUGGUUAUAUGUAUGGAAAUCUGAAUGGUUUGAACAUGGAGGUGGGUACUAAGGUGUACUGGUACCUCAUUGGAAUGGGCACUGAUGUGGACAUACACACUGUACACUGGCAUGGACACAGUGUGGAAUACAAGCUGGGUGGAGGUCCUCAUCGGACUGAUGUGUAUGAGCUGUUUCCAGCCACCUUCCAGACGGUAAAGAUGCGUCCUCAGUUUCCCGGUACCUGGCUGCUCCACUGUCACGUCACUGACCACAUUAAAGCUGGCAUGGAGGCGAUGUAUACUGUUACUGAGAAACCAAAGAAGUAAGGAAUCUUUGGCUGAACACGUGAGGAAAACGGGACAGAAAACAGCAGAGACCGGA